AUGGAGAAGCAAACGGUAAAGGAGACAAAGGCAGAGAGUGAAUCUGGCAAACCAAGCCUUGAAGGGCUUCCUAUAGAGGACAGUCCCUACGUCAAAUACAAGGAUUUGGAGGACUAUAAGCAACAGGGUUAUGGCACACAGGGCCAUCAAGAACCAAGCAUAGGUCGUGGUGCUGGUGCUACGGAAGCACCCACUCUCUCUGGUGCUGCUGUUUCCUCUGAGGCCAAAGCCACUGCCACUGAUGCCAUUAAUAGCAAAGGAGUCCCUUAA
Molecule: messenger RNA, 270 nt
Organism: Sphenostylis stenocarpa
Lineage: Eukaryota; Viridiplantae; Streptophyta; Magnoliopsida; Fabales; Fabaceae
Source: the annotation of a GenBank genome assembly